GCUUAUGUGCGUUUCGAGAACAUGGUAUUGUUUUUCAAUCCAUGGACCAAGUAAAGAGGUACGAUGGUCUUAAGCUUGUGGACAAGCCCAGUGACCUAUAUUGUUUAUGGCAUAAUUUUGGUGGAAAAUUUAUCCCUUUUAAAUUAGAAAAAAUGUUUAAAAAAUUAUUUGAUGGGAUAAAAGAUAAAGAUAAAAGUGUGCAUGAAGCCCAUUACUUGAGGAUGCAAAUUAUGACUUUGAAAGAAACAACUCAAGAAACAUUUUGAGUCAAUGUCAUUUAGAUUCGUGUGAUUUUCCCACAAAUUACAUAUUAAAUUGUUCCAUACACUUGAAACUUUCUACCUAUCAAGUUUUUUUUCAAGUGUUACUGUAAGACCCCUGACUGGUGAUUAGUGCCAGUACAGGUAUAAAUGGGAGAAGAGAAUGGCUCCAGGAAGCAUUAUCAUCUAUAGCUGAGGACACAGAUGUCAAAAGAAUGAUGAAAUAUUUACAAAUUUUGGAAAAACCUUGUGACACAAAUAAUGCUGAUGAUGACCUUGGGGAGAAGGAAGAUGCAUUUGAGGAAUUGUCCAUGAUUGUUGAAGAUUUAGAUAAUGCAAACGAUUUUCACAAGAUUGGAGGCUAUCAGGUGAUGAUUAAAUGCCUCUCAAGUGAACACAGCUCUUUAAGAUGGAGAGCAGCUGACAUUUUGGCAGUGUGUGUUCAGAAUAAUCCAUACUGUCAAAAGGCAGCAAUGGAAAUGAACAUCCUUCCAACACUUACUUCUUUGCUUGAAACUGACCAGUUGGAUCAAGUGAGAAUCAAAGCUUUAUAUGCAAUAUCAGGUUUAACAAGAAAUUUUCCCAAAGCUGAGGAGGCAUUUUUAAAAGAUGAUGGAGUUUCGAUGUUAUUUCGAACAAUGCAAGCAGAAAAUGAAAAACUGAUAACCAAGUCUGCCUUCAUGACAAGGAAUUUGCUGAUGAUAAAUCCUACACUUAAAGAAACUCUCUUCAAGAUGGGCCUUACUGAGCAGCUUGUUGGAUUAUUACGAGGUCCUCAGAAUUCCUCUCGAGCACAUGUAAUAAAUCUGUUCAAGACCUUUGUGAUGGAUUAUCCACCAGCCAUAAAUGAGUGCCAAAGACCUGAAUUUGAUUUGGAGAGACUUCUGUCAUCUAUAAUUACAUCCAGUAUGGAAGAUGACCCAGAUGCACAUGAGGAUAUGAUCCUUAAUUGCAAGGAAUUGCUGAAUAUUUGCUUCAAAAAAUAGAAACAUUCUCAGCCCAGCUCUGGAAGUAAUUUAAGAUGGUUUACUGUAAAAUAAACUAAGUUCCAAUCCGCACUCCUCUCAAAUUUGUUUUUGUUAAUUAGCUCUCAUGUUUUAAUAAGUAACUCCUAAGUAAACACUUUCAUUCCAGUAAGUGCCCUGUACCAUUAAGCACCCCUUAUUCCACUAAGCAUCAAUAGAAGUGCCCCUGUUCUGUUGUGUGUGGCAUUUUUGUAGUUUUCCCUGCAUUUUAAUUAAGUUAUUAAAUUGAAUAAAGUAGUCAAAUUAGCAUUGUUCUACAAAUUAGGUUGUUUUUGUGACAGUAGAUUCGAGAUGUGGAAUGAAAUAGCAAUGCACAAAUAAUUGUUGGUGGAAAAUGUCAACUGUUUAUGUGAUGUAGGCCUGAUU
Molecule: messenger RNA, 1651 nt
Organism: Pocillopora damicornis (cauliflower coral)
Lineage: Eukaryota; Metazoa; Cnidaria; Anthozoa; Scleractinia; Pocilloporidae
Product: hsp70-binding protein 1
Cellular component (GO): endoplasmic reticulum
Molecular function (GO): adenyl-nucleotide exchange factor activity
Source: RefSeq, a predicted model, not a curated record